AUGACCGCCCAGGAAAAAGUCGACGAGAGCAAUGAGAUCACGGUUCAGGCUCGCGAUGUCGACGUGGCCGCUAUGGUAGCGGAGGAUGGCACCUACGAACUCACGCCUGAGCUCGCUCUCGCCCUCAGGAAGAAGAUCAUCAGGAAAAACCCAAAGUAUAAAUGA
Molecule: messenger RNA, 165 nt
Organism: Coprinopsis cinerea okayama7#130
Lineage: Eukaryota; Fungi; Basidiomycota; Agaricomycetes; Agaricales; Psathyrellaceae
Exons: 2
Coding region: 1-165 (54 amino acids)
Source: RefSeq, a predicted model, not a curated record